CCCCCGUCCGUCGUCUCCUCCCGAUAAAAGGACCCCGAUCUUCGCUCCGUUCCCCUCGCCGAUCGAUCCAGCUCAAGAAACCAUUCUCCAUUUCUCUCCUCCCCCAGCCACCAUCCAGCCAGCCUCUCUCUCGUACCGCGACGUACGCGCGGACUCUCCGGACCAGACACAGACACAGCCCGUUCGUUUCCCAUGGCGCAGCGCGACCACAGCAAGGAGGAGCCGACGGAGGUGCGGGCGCCGGAGAUCACGCUCUGCGCCAACCGCUGCGGCUUCCCGGGCAACCCGGCCACGCAGAACCUCUGCCAGAACUGCUUCCUCGCCGUCGCACGCCCGUCCUCGCCGUCCUCCUCCUCCAUGCCUGCGGCAGUCUCCGUCUCCACCCCCGCGGCGGUCGUCGACAGGCCGAGGCCGGCUACGCAGGUUGAGCUAUCGCCGUCCAGCCCCGCCGUUGACCAAGCUCCGGCGCUGGAGGUGAAGCCCGCAAAGACGUCGGUGAACCGGUGCUCCAGCUGCCGGAAGCGCGUCGGGCUGACCGGGUUCCGGUGCCGGUGCGACCGGACGUUCUGCGGCGAGCACCGGUACUCGGACCGCCACGGCUGCACCUUCGACUACAGGGCGGCCGCCAGGGACGCCAUCGCCAGGGACAACCCCGUCGUGCGCGCGCCCAAGAUCGUCAGGUUCUAAAGAGAGGAUCGAGGCGUCUUAGCCCAAGGCAAAGAAAAAGCUGUGUUGUUAUGCUGUUCUUCGAUGUGUUUCCCUUUUAAAAAUUUAUAAAUUGAAAAAUGGGGAGGUAUUGAGAGGUGGGAGGAAAAAGAAUAGCCUGUGUAAUAUAAUGAACCGGUGGUUGAGGCGAAUGGGAAAGAAAUGGAUUUGGAUGUGUAUGUUCCACGCAAUUCAACCAUCUGGCCAAUUCUUCUCUCUGUGCAACAUAAUUUAGCAUUGUUCUUCAUAUACUCCUAUUUUCAAAUAGAGGUAGUAAUAUUUAUAAAUCAUCAUGAUUGCUCAAUCA
Lolium perenne is the source of this 1012-nucleotide messenger RNA. Its product is annotated as zinc finger A20 and AN1 domain-containing stress-associated protein 1-like. Gene Ontology annotation, biological process: protein ubiquitination. NCBI's taxonomy places the organism in Eukaryota, Viridiplantae, Streptophyta, Magnoliopsida, Poales, Poaceae. Gene Ontology annotation, molecular function: ubiquitin-protein transferase activity; DNA binding; zinc ion binding. The record is from RefSeq and is a predicted model, not a curated record.